Penicillium digitatum Pd1 is the source of this 1017-nucleotide messenger RNA. RefSeq lists its product as uncharacterized. Lineage: Eukaryota; Fungi; Ascomycota; Eurotiomycetes; Eurotiales; Aspergillaceae. The record is from RefSeq and is a predicted model, not a curated record.
AUGGAUCUUCCAUCAGCAAGCUUCUCCUUUUUCCUCCCGUCUAUUUACGAUGGCAACAAGCUCGAAUGCCGCAUUCAUCUCCCGCCCGCGCCUCAAAAUAUAGAAUCAGCAACGAGCUGGCCCAACCGCGGCGCCAUUGUCGCGCAUCCAUACGCAACUCUAGGAGGAUCCCACAAUGAUCCUGUCGUGAGUUUUAUCGGUAGUGAGCUUCUACAAGCCGGGUGCAUCGUGGGGACCUUUAAUUUUCGUGGAGCUGGUGACUCCGAGGGACGAACAAGUUGGACUGCAAAGCCCGAGCUUGGCGACUAUGUGUCGUUCUAUGGUUUCAUGUUGCAAUAUCUACACUUCCUCAAGCUCGCAUUGGCCCCGAGGGAGGAAGUAGGCCCCCAAAGGCCUCGCAAAACUUCCGACGAAGUCAAAGUAAGCUCAGACAUCCAUCUGAUCCUUGGUGGCUAUUCCUACGGGUCUUUGAUUGCCUCACAUGUACCGACCCUGGAUACUAUGCUCGAUCUUUUCCAAUACUCGUCAACGACAACCUCUACAAACACAUCAGAACCCAUAUACGGGAUCUGGAGCACAGCGAAACAGUUAACCGCAUUAUCCCUGGAGCAACUUCAAAUGAGUCACCGUUUGUCCGAUGCCCCAGACCUCCGUGCAUUGACGACAUCCAUCUCCUAUCUCCUCGUGUCCCCGCUAUUGCCCCCGAUCAGCCAACUACUGACUUUGUUCUCGACUUUAUCGCUCAAAGUAAAAAUAGGGACGCCUGAAGGUUCCCAUAUCCCCUGCGCGCGUCCAGCAGACCAACAAAGCACACACCACACUCUGGCACUGUUUGGAGACCAGGAUACCUUCACCUCCGUUGAGAAACUGGAAAGGUGGUCAGGCGAUAUGGUGCACAAGCCAUGCAGUCGGUUCCAAUUUCGGGUGAUCAAUGGGGCAGGUCAUUUCUGGCGCGAGAAUGGGGCCGAGGUGCGGGCAAGACGUGCGCUCCAGGAGUGGCUCCGUGAAAUUUGGUAA